Molecule: messenger RNA, 780 nt
Organism: Drosophila kikkawai
Lineage: Eukaryota; Metazoa; Arthropoda; Insecta; Diptera; Drosophilidae
Product: venom allergen-1-like
Source: RefSeq, a predicted model, not a curated record
CAGAAGGCACUAUAUCUAGAGAUGUUGCGACUGCUUUUGGCCCUGAUACCGCUGGCUCUGGUGCAAGGAGCCACCGACUACUGUGACUCCUCGCUAUGCGGCACCGCCCAGCACAUUGCCUGCAAUAAUAAUGGGGCCUUUUCAUCCAACUGCUCCACGAGUCCCGCUCCCAGGGCGGUGAACUUCAAUGCCAAGCAGAAGACUCUCAUCGUGAAGCUGCACAAUACCUUAAGGAACAACCUGGCCAGCGGCAAGUUGACCAAAUACAAGCCCGCCAAGCGAAUGGCCACCAUGCGUUGGAACAACGAGCUGGCCACGCUGGCUGCCCUCAAUGUGAAGCAGUGCGAGAUGAAACACGAUGCCUGCCACAACACCAAGACCUUCAAGGCCAGUGGUCAGAAUCUGGCCCUCUUUGGCUCUAGCGGCGAUAUAAGCACCACUGCGAUGGCCAAGCUAAUCAGAGACUCGGUGAAUGCCUGGUGGAAUGAGAAAAAGGAUGCCAGCCAGGCCAUUAUGGCCAAGUAUCCCAGCAACUACAGUGGACCGCAAAUUGGUCACUUUACGGCCAUGGCCCAGGAGAAGAACACCCAUUGCGGCUGCGCUGCCGCCUUCUAUGUGAAGGAUGGCUGGAGUUAUUACCUGAUGGCCUGCAACUAUGCCACCACCAAUUGGAUUGGUCAGCCUGUUUACCAGGCGGGCACCAAGGCCUCUGGCUGCAAGAAGGGCGCCAAUGCCAACUAUACGGGUCUGUGCAAGCUCACUGAGGUCUAUAAUGUUUAA